Messenger RNA from Apis mellifera (honey bee), 4094 nucleotides. RefSeq names its product venom dipeptidylpeptidase IV. Gene Ontology annotation, biological process: proteolysis. Gene Ontology annotation, molecular function: dipeptidyl-peptidase activity; serine-type peptidase activity. NCBI's taxonomy places the organism in Eukaryota, Metazoa, Arthropoda, Insecta, Hymenoptera, Apidae. The coding region runs from base 793 to 3120 and encodes 775 amino acids. The record is from RefSeq and is a predicted model, not a curated record. The transcript is spliced from 13 exons.
UAGGAGGAGGAAUAAGAAAAUUAGUUUGGAAUGGAAGAUUUUUUUUUUCUUAGAGAAAGGGUUUUUGGAAAGUUGAAGUUGUUGAGAGUUGUUUGUCAAUGUAGAUAGAUAUUUGGAAGAGAGAUUAGGAGGAGGAAUAAGAAAAUUUGUUUGGAAUGGAAGAUUUUUUUCUCUUAGAGAAAGAGUUUUUGGAAAGUUGAAGUUGUUUGUCGAUUUGUAAGAAAGCGAUAGAUAUCUAUUUAUUUUUAUCGUUAUCGUUCCGAGAGAUAAUUGUAAAUGUGUAUGUAUCAUACUCAUCGAUAAAUUAGUUGUUACAAAGAUCUGUUUACUCGUUUUUAGUUCGUUUUCUUUCGAGUCUCGUGACACGUGACAGCAAUUUUAUCUCUCGUUUCGAGCAGAGACGAUGUUCAAAACGUGACGUUAUUCGCGUUUAGCCGCGCAAUAAUCGUUGCUCUCUUUUUUUCGUCUUCAUCGAGACGAGUAAUCGGAGGAUGACGUUUAAUCCGACUUCGGAUCCGGAUAUUUUAAUUUUCACGGAGUUUCCGGACCGGUUCAUCAAGUGGAUCAUUUGACGCGACCGAUCCGAUCGAAUAUUUCUCCGAUCCACGGAUAUGUCGCUUCCCGAUUUCGAAACGUGAAAAUAUAUAUAUACAUCACGAGAUCGUGAGAGAGAAACUAAGCGCAGGAAUUCGAUGAGCCAGCGUGGAAGUGUUUUUCAUCGAAAAGCGUUCUUCGAGGGGAACCCAGGAAAAGUGUUUUUCGUCUCGUGGCUGGAGAGAAGGCAACGAAAAGAUGGAGGUACUGGUGCAGCUGGCGCUGCUGCUGGUGGUGCACGGAUCGCUGGUCGUCCUCGUUGCUGGAAAAUCCGUUCCACGAGUGAUCGACCAGGACUUGGAGAGAUACGAGCCCCUCGAAGAGGAGGAUCAUCGGAGUGCAAGGGUCCCUUUCAACCUGGAGGAGACUUACGAUCAAAGUUUCCGGGCGAACAGUUUCAACGGCACCUGGAAAACGGACAGGGAAAUCCUUUACUCGGACAACUACGUCGGCGAUAUCCGAUUGUUCGACGUCACGACAGGAUCGGGCACCGUUCUCCUCGAUUCGUCCGUCACGGCCGAUUUCGACAAAGCGUCCGUGAUGUUUUCCUUCGACAAUUCCCACGUAGCUAUCGGCCACGACUACGUGAACGGGUUUCGAUACUCGAUACACCAAAAGUGCACCGUGUACAACAUUAAAUCCAGAACGUUCACGGAUAUCGCGAAUGGCGAUCGCAUACCACUGUUCAAAUGGUCGCCCACGAGGAACGCUUUGAUUUACGUUCACAAGAACGAUAUCUAUUAUCAGGUGUUCUUCGAGGGUGGCAGCGACACUCGAAGGAUAACGAACACCGGCGUCCCGGACAUCGUUUUCAACGGGAUACCCGACUGGGUUUACGAGGAGGAAGUGCUGGGCUCCCCGGUCGCAUUCUGGAUCUCGCCCGACGGACGACACCUUGCUUUCGCCACGUUCAACGACACCAACGUCCGCGAUAUCGUGAUAUCUAAAUACGGCUCCCCUGGAAACUCGAGGGAUCAAUAUCCGAACGAGAUCAGGAUAAAAUAUCCGAAAGCGGGCACCACGAACCCAUUCGUGUCCCUGAGCGUGAUCGACUUGCACGAUCCCUCCUCGAAAUUGAUCGAUCUUCCGCCGCCUGUCGAUGUCGUUGGAGCAGACAACGUUCUUUAUACCGCGAACUGGAGGAGGGACGGCGAGAUUGUUGCGACGUGGACGAACAGGGUGCAGAACAAGGCCCAAUUAGUGCUGUACGACACGAAGGGUAACGCGAAUAAUAUUUAUUACGAGGAGGAGACGGAGGGUUGGCUUCGCAUCCAACCACCCCUCUAUCACGACCGAUACGUGAUCGUUGCGAAGCUUCAAGACUCGGGCACGAAGGCGGGACGGUUUCUCCACGCGACGAGGCUCGAGUACAGGAACGGCGCCCUGGUCGACGAGACGGAUUUGACGCCUGGAACGUGCGAGGUUAUCUCCCUGUUGCUCGUCGACCACGCCAGGGCCAGGCUCUAUUACUUGGGCACCGAGCUCGGCAAACCAUCCCACAAGAAUCUCUACUCCGUCCAAUUGAGCGGCAACGAGCCGCCCGUUUGCCUGUCGUGCGACGUCCUCACCCCCGAGGGGAAUCGUUGCACCUACGCCUACGCCUACUUCUCGACCAACGGUUCUCAUUACGCGUUGUACUGCGCCGGCCCAGACCCUGUCUUCAUCGCGAUAGUGAACGCGAAUCACAGGCAGAUCUCGAUUUGGGAGGAGAACCGAUCCCUUAGGCGCAAGUUGGCCGCCCGUACGCAGCCGAUUGUCAAGAAUUUCAACGUGAACGCGAACGGGUACACGAACAAGGUUAAGCUUUACCUGCCGCCCGACUUCGACGAGACGAAAAAGUAUCCUCUGCUGAUCAACGUGUACGCAGGGCCGAACACUAUCAGGAUUACGGAGGAGGCUACGUACGGGUUCGAGUCGUACAUAGUGACGAACAGGAGCGUAAUUUAUGGGCGCAUCGACGGGCGUGGAUCGGCGUACAAAGGGAGCAAGAUGCUGUUCGAGAUCUAUCGCCGACUCGGCACCGUGGAGAUCGAGGAUCAGAUUAUUAUCACCAGAACGCUGCAGGAGAAGUACUCGUGGAUCGAUUCGAACAGGACGGGCAUAUGGGGUUGGAGUUACGGCGGUUUCUCGGCCGCCAUGGUGCUGGCCACCGACGCCGAGUCGGUGUUCAAGUGCGGCAUAUCAGUCGCACCCGUCACCUCCUGGAUUUAUUACGAUUCCUUGUACACGGAACGGUUCAUGGGCCUGCCGACCCCGGAGGACAAUCAGAGCGGUUACAACGACACGGACGUGAGCAGGAGGGUGGAGGGUAUGCGAGGGAAAAAGUACAUGCUGAUACACGGGACAGCGGACGACAACGUGCACUACCAGCAAACCAUGAUGCUGAACAAGGCUUUGGUGAACAGCGACAUAAUGUUCCAGCAGCAGACGUACACGGACGAGGCGCACGCCCUCGGGAACGUCUUCCCCCAUCUCUACCACACCAUGGACCGAUUCUGGGCCAAUUGUCUGGGAUACUCCCACUGAUUCGUUCGGAUGACCGAUCAUCCGACGAGAAAUGGUGGAUGCGUCCCCUUUAAUCGACCAUAUCCCAACUCGAAUCGAUCGAUUCACGUUCGAAUUUUCGAGAAUUUUUGAGAAAAAAAAAGGAAAAAGGAUACGUUGGAAUCAGAGAUUCUCGAUUCUCGAUUCUGCGUUCGACGCAGAACGUGUAAGAAGUUGGCUUCAAAGGGGACGGUUGAAUCGAUACUUAAGAACGCUUAAGGAUGCAUUUCCGAGUGAGUGGAAAAUGGAUCGCGGAUGGAAGACGUUGUAUUUUUAUUUUUUCCUAUUUAUUUCGUUCUUUAAUCCUUACAAUCGGCUCGUUCUAUCAAAAUUUGCGAAGAGAGAGGAUUUUUAUUACGGAUACGGUAAUUUUUUGUCGUCCGCCGAGAUAAAUCGUUAAUAAAUCCAUCUUCUUUCAAGUAAUUUAUUGUUACUUGUUUUUUUUUUAAAUUUAAACAUUCUUUAAUUGGAAAGUAACAUUUUUGAUGAUAUUUCUUUGAUUUUCAUUUUUCAGAAAAGAUCGCGUAAUUGAUUAGAUAUUUCUCAAAGUGGAAUUAUUAAUUAAAAGAAAAAUUCCGAGGCACGAUAAAAAACAGAGAUCACGAUCGAUGAUACUCGUUUUUCUCUUUACUUUCAAUACGCUUUUUUGUUCGAUGAACGAAUCGAAUGAACAAGCUGAAAGUGCAUUCAUCUAGAAUUGAAGGAUUUCAACCGGAAAUUCGAUUCAUCGGUGACCAUUUAUUUUCUUUCUGUAUCCACAGGGAUUACAGACAUUUUUUUUUUUUUUCCUCUUUCAAUUAUCACUCUUCACGCUCAUUGAAAAACCAUAUUGCUCGAGAUGGAAUAAAAGAGUCGCGGAAAAACGUUAGAAAUUUGAUACGGGCAAAGUAGCAUAGUUAUCCUAUCGAAAAUUUACCUUACCUUCAAGACUCUUUCUUUUUAUCCUCGUAAAAAAA